GUCGCUCGCAGCACAUAGAUGGCCGAUGAGGUGCGAGCCGCAGCGCCGCCGCCUAGAAGGAAGAAACCAUCACCCCCUCCGUCGAAUCAUGUUCCUUCAACCGGCGGUGCUAGUGUUCCCAAGCGGCUUUCACGUAUCCUGAACCUCAACGAACUGCGCCUACAAACCGCUGGCAAUGAAACCCCGCCGACGGGGACGUUAGGCGUCCACCCUCCCUCAGGCCCAUCGGACAAAACGCUUCUGAUCGAUCGGAUCUACGCCAAAGGAAUCAAACGCACGUUACUCCAAGCGCAAUUGUUCCCGCCCAAAAAAGAAUCCGGCUCGAAGCUAAGUCCAUUCACGUUACAGCCGCUUGUGCCGCCGCUGUCGACGGAAAAGUCCUUGGUACCACGUCGACCAGAGUCGAAUCACACCACGCCAUCGUUUCCGUCGGGAAACAAAGGGGCUCUGACACCUCGUCCAAUGGUUCCUAAGGCGCCUUCGUCGACUCCAGCUUUGGCUGAAACAUCGCCGCCGGUUCCGUUAAGCGCCCGGGAUGCGUACUACCUCGACGGUCGCCGCCCGCAGGCCAAGAAGCCCAAGUUCGUGUCGCUGUCCGUUCCUGUCCCCCGACAGUCCGCAGAGCCCACCCGACCGCCAAACGACUCGUCCGUCCCGCCAACCCGAGCCCAACUGCUGCAGAAGUCCACGCAGCUGAAAACGUUCACGGAAAGCGUUGAAGAAAGCAUCUUGACCAGGGGCGUGCCCAAAGAUUCGUUCUUGUAUCUCGUCCGGGCAGAAGACAACCCGUACAAACUCGUAGUCGUGGACCACGCGGCCAUCAACGUGCACGACUACUACACGAUGAGUCGGGCCGGCAUCACCCACUUCUGCGACGGCGUGCCCGAGUUCACGUACCUCGAGACGUUCGAGCGGGAGCACUACAUGUUUUCUUUGGUUCGUGAGAUCCCGUUCUUCCAAAAAUACCGCGUGUGGAAGCAGUUCCGGACGUGGAAGACCAACGUACGGGCAUUCAAGACAGCGGUGUGCAAGCGCGUAUUGACCCAGGACCUGUUCAUCCUCCGGUCGAGUCUCCAUGGGGCGCUCAUGGAGCUGCGGACGCUGUGCUACAACAUGGGGCUGCUUCGGGUCUUUACGAUCGAAGCGCGGCGCACGUACACUUUGGUCGAGUUCUCCGAGCGCCAGCAAGUGCAGAUGACCGACACCCAAACCCGAAUCGGCGACUUUGUCAAGACGAUCGUCGCGACCACCCACACGACGUGCAACGCGUUUCUGAGCGACUUUCUGCUGGCCAACGGGUUUGCCACCCCCGAAAAACUGCCGCCGAACCUGUCGUCCAUUCUGGCGCUCAUGGGGCAGAGCGCCUCGGCCGAAGACGAGUCCGACGUCCGGAACCCCGUGGAUGCCCCGUCGUCAGCCGAGACCAAAGCCGUGUGGCAGAACGGCCGCGCGGUCACGUUCACGGAGCGCGCGGCCAUGCGCACCCAGUGCCGAAAAAUCACCAAGUUGAUCCGGCUCGUCGAGUUCUUCGUUGUGGAUUCGUUCAUGCUGCUGGGCGUCAUCUCGACCCAGUACUUGCUCGACGAAAUGCGGCGGCUCGCGACUGUCUUGGCGGCAGACGUCAAGACCAAAAAGACCGCUUCGUCCUCCCAACCCACCCCCACCACCACUGCCGCCACAACAAUACCUGGCAAACAAAAGCUCAAGCUGCACGCGGCGCCCCCGCCGGCCGCGACCCCCCUCUUCCGCGUGGAGAUCCACCUCCACUUGCUCGCGGAACCAGGGUCGGAUUCGUAUAGAUCGGACCUGUUGUUCACGCCUAGCUGCGACGAACUCCGAGCCGAGAUGGAAAGCGUCGUGUUUUGCGGCCUCAAAGCUGCCACCAAGCGCGACCGCCUCAUGAGCCACGGUGAGUUUGGGCCGUUCGUCAAGCCCUCAUUAGACGAAAUCUCCAACGGCGAGCUCUCGGCGGGACUGAAUCUUGACAUGAUGGUGCUCGAGGACGCGCGGUUCCAGACCAUGACUUCUGGCAUCGGCGACUUGAUCACGCAAUCGUACGAAGACCUCGUCACGUUUACGCAAUCCCUAGCCACGUUCCAAGACGAGUACAUUGAGAACAUGGCGUUCUGCCACGUCGCGUCCGACUUGGCCGACGUCGCCAACCUCGGCCGGUCGAUUGACGAUUUGAGAGAUCACCUGGACAAGUACUCGGAGCAAAUCGCUCGGUUCGAUACGCUGGGGGACACGGCCGUGGUGGGGCUCAUCCUGGCCGACUGCCGCGCCCUCAACGCCACGUUAAAGCCAUCGCCCAGGCAAUGCAUGGACGCCCUCCACCUUCUCAUUCCCACCAUCGCCCAACACAAGAAUGAAGACUUGAUGUUGGAAGUGUCAAAGGCGAACGAUGCGAUUUCGUCGAUCCCGACCACGGUGGACGAGUUCGCGCAAGCGUUGGCGUCGCUGCGAGACACUCAGUCGAAAAUGAACGGCUUAGAUGACCGCUACAUGUUUUUGAAAAUGUUGUAUGGGCUCACGGACGAAUAUAAAAUACGGGUGUCGGACUUGGACUCAACCAAUGCGUUUAUGCUGGCGCAAAAGCGCGCCCAGCUCAAAACGUCGAUGGAUUUGCUGGACACGUCCACGGAAGCGUACACGGACAAGUUCUCCAAAGAGCUGGAAAAGAAGAUUCCGAAACUCACCAGUCAAAUCCAAGAGCGCUUUGACGAACUCAACGACGAGCGACUGGCGUCGAUAUCAAGCGACGCGGCGGAGAUGCUGACGCUGCUCGAAGGCAUCCACGACCGCCUGCUCGAGCACGAAACCACCAGCAUCAAGUACAUUGGGUUCCAGAAAACACUCGGGUUGGGCCAGAGUUCAUUCGACGAGCUGGCUAUUCUUCGCGAAGACUUGGAAGUUAAAGUGCAAGUGUGGAAAGCUACCAAGGACUGGGCAGCCCAAGCCGAGUUGUGGCGAGAUACCACUUUCGCAGAUGCCAACGUGACCUCAUUGGAGGACAAAGUCGCCGCGUAUUUCAAAACCACACUCAGUUGCGAACGAUCUCUGCCUGGGAACCCCGUCGUCCAUGCAUUAAAGGAGGCCGUGGAGAGUUUCAAAGUGACGUUGCCGAUUGUCGGGGAUUUGCGGUGUCCGGCGCUACAAGAUCGCCACUGGAAAGAGUUGACGGAUGUCCUGCACUUUGACGUGAUGGGCGAUCCGAGCUUGACGCUGGGACGACUGGUGGACAUGAAAUUGCAAGAGUUUGCACCCAGUGUGAACCGUAUCGCGACGGAAGCAACGCAGGAAAAGUUGCUCGAGAACUUGCUGGUGCGCAUUUCCACCCUAUGGGCCGACUUGGAGUUUGACAUCAAGUCGCACAACGACCGCAAGGACAUGUACGUCCUGGGCGCGACCGACGAGAUCAUCAGCGCGUUGGAAGAGAGCUUGAUCAAUAUGAACACGAUCCUCGGAUCCCGCUACGUCGGGCCCAUCCGCGACGACGCCGUGGCCCUGCACAAUCGUCUCGUGUCUUUUCAGGAAACCGUGGACGAAUGGAUGGCGUGUCAACGGGAAUGGGUGUACCUGGAAACAAUAUUUUCGGCGCCGGACAUCCAACGCCAGCUGCCAGCGGAAGCGCAAAUGUUUACAAUUGUCAACACAUUUUGGAAGGAUUUGAUGCUCAGGACCCACGACACGCCCAACUGCAUGAAGGCGACGGCCGCCCCGGGCUUGUGCGAUACCCUUUCCAAGCACAACCAUUCCCUCGAAAAGAUGCGCAAGUCCCUAGAAGACUACUUGGAAACCAAGCGGCAGGCGUUUCCCCGGUUUUACUUUCUCAGCAACGACGAAUUGCUCGAGAUCUUGGCCCAUACGAAGGAACCCCACGCUGUCCAGCCGCACUUGUGCAAGUUGUUCGACGCGAUUAUGCGGCUCGAGUUCGGAGAUGCUCACGGGUCGAUCGAUAUUUUGAGUAUGAACUCGAGCGAGGGGGAGAGGGUCCCGUUUGGCCGCAACUUGAAAGCCCGGGGGAACAUUGAGGACUGGCUCAAUGCUGUCCAAGUCAACAUGACCACGUCGCUGCAUCGAUCCAUGAAAGCGUGCGUGGGUGACUAUGAGCCGUCGCAGCGUGACAGCUGGAUCUUUCUCCACCCGGCGCAGUGCGUGGCGAGUGUCACGUACAUGGUAUGGGCCAAGGAGUGCGAGGGGGCGUUCGGCCUGGCCGGGGGGCUGGAGAAGUGGCACAAAACGAUCGUGGCGCAGCUGGGGGGGCUCACGCGGCUCAUCCGGUCACCGCUGACCAAGCUGCAGCGGUGCAUCGUCACGUCCUUAGUCACGACGGACGUGCACGCGCGAGACAUCGUCGACGAGCUGAUCCAGCUCAAAGUGCACGCAACACAUGACUUUAACUGGAAAAAACAGCUGCGGUACAUGUGGGAUGUAGACUUAGACGACACGCUGAUCCAACAGUCAAAUGUGAGCAUUCGAUAUGGGUACGAAUACAUGGGCGCGUGCUCCCGCCUGGUGAUCACACCGUUAACGGACCGGUGCUGGAUGACCAUCACGGGCGCGUUCGACCUCAAGCUCGGGGCGUCGCCGUCGGGACCCGCGGGCACAGGCAAGACGGAAACGUCGAAAGACUUGGCCAAAGCGCUGGCGAUUCAGUGCAUUGUGUUCAACUGCUCGGACCAGAUCGACUACAAGAUGAUGGCAAAGCUGUUUUGUGGGCUGUCGCAGUGUGGCUGCUGGACGUGUCUGGACGAGUUCAACCGCAUCGACAUCGAAGUGCUCAGUGUAAUUGCUCAACAACUCAUGAUCCUUCGGCAGGGGCGACUAGCUGGCACGACUGAGUUGUGCUUCGAAGGCCGAACGAUUUUACUUCAAGACCAUCACGUGAUAGUGACUAUGAACCCGGGGUAUGCAGGAAGAACCGAGUUGCCUGACAACCUCAAGAUCUGCUUUCGACCGAUCUCGAUGAUGGUGCCAGACUACAGCCUGAUCGCAGAGAUCAUGAUGUUCUCUGAGGGGUUUGAUAAUGCCAAGGACCUGAGCAAGAAAAUCACAAAAUUGUACAAGCUCUGCUCCGAGCAGCUGAGCCAGCAGACGCACUACGACUUUGGCAUGAGAGCCGUCAAGACGGUGCUGGUCAUGGCGGGGGGCAUCAAGCGCCAGCAAGCCAACAGCAACUCCAACGCAGCAGCUGCCCCCAGUGAAGAGCUUCUGCUCAUCCGGGCGAUAAGAGAAGCGAAUCUGCCCAAGUUCGUCGACGAUGACCUCGCCCUGUUCCUCCUCAUCAUCCGCGACUUGUUUCCGAACGUACAAGUGCCGGAAGCUCAGGCCAGUGUGCUUGAAGAAAGCAUCGCUCAGCAGAAACGGCAAAUGGGGCUCCAAGACGUGCCGGCCCUCACAAGGCGCGCCGUGGACCUGUUCGAGACGCUCCAAGUGCGGUCGGGGGUCGCCUUGACCGGACACAGCGGCAGCGGCAAGACCACCUGCUACACACUGCUCAAGAAUGCCAUGGGCGACUUGCGCGAGGACAAGCAGAGCGCGGACCGCCGAUUCCAGCGAGUCACUAUCAACGUCCUCAAUCCCAAGUGCAUUUCACUGGGCGAACUGUACGGCAGUUUCCACCCGCUCACACAUGAGUGGAAGGAUGGCCUCGCGUCGUCUCUCAUGCGCACCAUCAUCUCCGACAACUUGGAAGGAAAUACCGGCCAAGACAAAGAAGUGUUUCCAUGGCUCGUGUUCGAUGGCCCCAUCGACGCGCUGUGGAUUGAAAACUUGAACACGGUCCUAGAUGACAAUAUGACGUUAUGUCUGGCCAACGGCGAGCGCAUCAAGCUGCUUCCGCGGAUGCGACUACUAUUUGAAGUAUCCGACAUGAACUCUGCGUCUCCCGCGUCUGUGUCCCGGCUGGGAGUGCUCUACUUCUCCGACAAGACGCUGGGCUGGCGGCCGUAUGUGGACACGUGGCUAAACGAAAUCUUUGGCAGUUCCGACCAAGACCCGAAAUACGCUUCCCCCAAACUGCGACCGCGACUGACCAAGCAGCUGGAAACGUUUCUGGACGCGCCGUGGAUCUAUUCGUUUCCCCUUCCGCUCCAGACGACGUUGCUCAGCUUGAUUGUCAACGGCUGCGACUUGUUUGCAACGUUAUUACAUCGGCAGCAAAACUGGUUUCCCUCCGCCGACGCCGACAAGCAGCUCAAGUGUCUGGACAUGCUCUUCGUGUUCGCCAUGGGGUGGGCCUUCGGAGGCAACUUGUUCGAGCGCGACCAGCGCCAGUUCAACCAAUUGUACAUGGGCUGGCUAGGCGACAACAAGAGCCUCUUUGUACCUUCGCUCUUGCAGGUUUGUGGGAAAAGCAGCGGGGGCGCGUCCAGCUGUGUCGGCACGGGGGCAAGUCGUAGCAUGGCGUGCGUGUAUGACUUUUCGAUCGAGUUCGCUGAGCUGGCAUGGAGCCACUGGGAGAACAGCGUCGCGCCUUUCACGUACAACAUGCACACACCCGUGUUCAACAUCACAGUGCCCACGGUGGACGUGACUAAGUACUCGCACCUGUACACGUUGCUCGUGGCGGCCAUGAAGCCGGUCUUCUUGACGGGCGACACUGGCGCCGGAAAGACUGUGAUUGCGCACUCGGUGCUGGAUACGCUGGCCAGCUCUGGCGAUGCCCACGGCCCGGGGGUGAUCCCAGUGUACGUGCACUUUUCCGCCCAAACCACGAGCAUGACCACGCAAAGCAACAUCGAAUCCAAGCUGAUUAAAAAACGCAAGACGUUGCUCGGGGCACCUGUGAACCACAAGGUGGUUGUGUUUGCCGACGACAUCAAUUUACCCGCGGCAGACGUAUACGGCACCCAGCCGUGCAUUGAGUUGCUAAGACAGUUGCUCGACCACAAGGGCGUGUACGACCGUGAAAAGUACUUUUGGAAAGACGUGUCGGACACGGUAAUCACCGCCGCCGCUGGGCACCCCGGCGGCGGUCGACAAGCGCUCAGUCAGCGAUUCAUGAAGCACUUUACCGUAUUUUCCCUUCCAGCCGGCAACGACGACGCGAUGCGCGUGAUCUUCAGUGCGGUGGUGCUGGGGCAUCUGAAUGCACUGAACAAUGUAUCCCCCGGGGUGCGCGAUGCCACCGUUCAGAUGGUGGACGCGACCAUCAGUUUGUAUGGCGCCGUGUCGGAGGAGCUGCGGCCAACGCCGUCGCGGUGUCAUUAUUUGUUCAACUUGCGCGACGUGGUCAAGGUGUUUGCAGGCGUAGUGAGCAUCCGUUCGUCCUUCUCGGUCGAGACCGCCGUUAAGCUGUGGAUGCACGAGUGUCUUCGUGUGUUUUGCGACCGCCUAGUCUGCAAACCCGAUCGAGUGUGGUUUACCACGACACUGGUGGGGUUAGUCAACAAGAGUUUCCGCAUGGGAUGGACCCACGACGCCAUCUUUGGCUCGGAGGAUGCGAUUUCGGUGCUUUUUGGGUGCUACGGGACGGGUUCGGUCAAGGACUACGACGAGAUCGCCGACAUUGCCAGCCUCGAAGACUUGCUGAAUUCGUUCGUGGACGAGUACAACAGCACCCACCCGACGCCGCUGACGCUGAUCUUCUUCCGAGAUACAAUCAUGCACGUGUCCAGCAUGGCUCGGAUCCUCAUGCAACCUCGGGGAAACGCCAUGUUGAUUGGCGUGGGCGGGUCCGGCAAGCGGAGUCUGGCCAAGCUGGCAGCGUCCAUCAUGUCCCACGACUGCUUUGAGAUCGAACUCACGCGGCAGUACGGCCGCAGCGAAUUCCGCGAAGAUCUCAAGACGUUGCUGGUCAAGACCGGCGUGAAAGGCAAAGACACGAUGUUUCUGCUCACGGACACGCAGCUCAUCUCGGACGAGUUUGUCGAAGACAUUAACGCCCUGCUCAACGCUGGCGAGAUCCCGCAUCUGUUUACACACGAAGAGUUCGAAGCUGUGGUCAACGACAUGAAGCCGGUACUCGCGCAGUUGUCCAUCGAAGACACCCGCCAGCAUGCCGAAACGACGUUUGUCCAGCGAAUCCGGAGCCACCUCCACAUUGUGCUGUGCAUGUCGCCGGUGGGCGCCACGUUUCGCCGCUGGUGCCGGCAGUUUCCGUCGCUGAUCAACUGCACGACUAUGGACUGGUACGACGAGUGGCCGACCACCGCGUUGAUGUGCGUGGCCGAGAGCUACCUCGUGGACGUGGUGCUGGCAGCGGAAGCGUCGCGCAGGGCGUUGGCCCAUAUGUUUGUGCAGGUGCAUCUGAGCAUCCAUCGACACACGCUAUUGUUCCAUCAAGUGUUUCAGCGGCACGUGUAUAUCACGCCCAAAACGUACUUGGACUCGAUCCGACUCUAUCUGCGCAUGCUCAUGGAGAAGCGCCAGCAGGCCAAAGACGCCUUUGAACGGCUGAGCACUGGUGUCGUUAAGCUUGAAGACACUAAUCGCAUUGUGGCCGCGCUGCAGAUUGAACUGACCAACUUGCAGCCAAUUCUGGCCGCCAAGGCUGUCGAGGCCGAGGAAUUGCUCAAACAAGUGUCCAUCGACCAGAAAGAAGCGGCGGUCGUCGAGCAAAGGGUGAGCCACGACGAAGCCAUAGUAAAAGCGCAGGCAUAUGAAGUGUCGAUCAUUCAAGCUGACGCGUUAAAAGACUUGGAAACGGCCAUGCCAGCUCUGAACGCCGCUGUCCAAGCGUUGGAUUCACUGGACAAGAAGGACAUCACCGAAGUCCGGAGCUUUGCUAAACCGCCUCAAAUCGUGAUUGUGGUCAUGGAGGCGGUGUGCAUCAUGCUCGGGGAAAAGCCCGACUGGGACACGUCCAAGAAGCUGCUGGCCAAGUCGACGUUCAUGCAGGAGCUCAAGGAGUACGACAAGGACAACAUCCCGCCUUCGGUUCUCAAGAAGGUCCGGAAAUACACCGACAGCCCCGAGUUCGCCGUGGACGAAGUGAAGAAGGUGUCCAAGGCCGCCAUGAGUCUGUGCAUGUGGAUCCACGCCAUGGACGUGUACUCGAGAGUUGUGAAGGAAGUAGGUCCGAAGCGCGAUCGGCUCAACCAGAUGAACGCCGUGCUCCAGGACGCCAACGGCAAACUUGCUACGAAACAAGCCGAACUCAACGCUGUGAUCACGCGGGUGCGGGGGCUCCAGGCGCAAUGCGACUUUGUCGUGGCCGAGAAAAAGCGCCUCAUCAUGGAGAGCGACUUGACUCGGGAGCGGCUGAAGCGCGCCGAGAAGCUCACAGUGGGCCUGGCAGACGAGCUCAUCCGGUGGAAAGCAUCGAUGGAGGCGAUGGUCAAGGACGAGGUCAACUUGGUGGGCGAUGUAUUUCUGUCUGCGGCAUCGAUCAGUUACCUGGGCCCGUUUGACUGCACGUUUCGAGCCAAGUUGACCAAGUUGUGGCUACUCGAAUGCAACCAGUUGCUGCCGUGCACGACCAACUAUAGUUUGUUAGAAACUUGCUGCGACUCGGUGCAACUUCGCGAGUGGCAGCUCCACGGCCUGCCCUCGGACACGGUAUCGGGGGAGAACGCGAUCAUGCUGUUCCGCGGCGACCGGUGGCCGUUGCUGAUCGAUCCCCAGCAACAAGCGGCCAGCUGGAUCAAACGCAUGGAGCUGCCAUUCAACCUCGAGCUGGUCAAGCUGCACGACAAGCAGUUGUUGCGAAACGUUGAAACGUGCGUUCGGGACGGCCGGCCGUUGCUCAUAGAGGACGUUCAGGACACUCUGGACCCGGCGCUCGACACUUUGCUGCUGAAAUCUCUCACCAAACAAGGCGGCAAGUACAUGUUGCGCCUGGGGGAUAAAGACGUCUUGUACGAUCGCAACUUCAGGUUGUACAUGGUCACCAAGCUGCCGAACCCACACUACCUCCCGGACGUGUGCAUCAAAGUAAACAUGAUCAACUUCACCGUGACAAAGGAGGGCCUGGAAGAUCAGUUGCUGGGCGAUGUCGUGCGGAAGGAGCAGCCCGAGAUCGAGCUCAAGAAGAACACGCUUUUGGCUAGUAUUGCCAACGACCAGAAGCUCCUCCAGGCGAUCGAGUCCAAGAUCCUGCUGCUGCUGUCCACUUCCCAGGGCAACAUCCUCGACGACCAAGUGCUCAUUCACACGUUAGCCGAGUCCAAACAAACGUCUACGGUCGUGUCGGAGCGGCUGGCCGAGUCGGAGGUCACGCGGGCGGACAUCUCGGACAUCCGCAACAAGUACCGGAGUGUGUCCACGCGCGGGUCCAUCUUGUACUUCGUCCUAGCCGACUUGGCGGCGGUGGACCCCAUGUACCAGUACUCCCUCGAGUACUUCUCCAGUCUGUUCAACCAAAGCAUGGACGAGUGCAUUAAGAGCCCGACCGUGUCCAUAGAUGGUAGACUACCCCUCCUGAUUGAAAGCCAGACGUUUCUAGUCUACAGAAAUGUAUGCCGGGGACUGUUUGAGUCGCAUAAGCUGCUCUUGUCGUUCGUCAUGGCGGUGCGGAUUGCGAUCGACGCGGGGGUGGUGACCCCCCCCGAGCUGUUGCUUUUGAACCCCGUGGCGGUCUCAACGGAUGCAUUGGCAAUGCCAAAACACAUAGGCAUUGCUACGACGAUGGCAGCAACUUGCUCAGCAAUGGAAGGCAUCCCAGCGUCCAUGCAAUUGUACCCACAAGCGUGGGCGAGUUGGAUCGACCACGACAACCCGUACAAGGCCGAGAUGCCCGACGAGUACGACGUCAAGCUGACCUCGUUCAUCAAGUUGGCUCUGGUCAAAGCUCUCCGUCAAGACCGAGGCAUUGUCAGUGUUGUGUCGUUCAUUGGUGGAUAUUUGGGGGCGCAAUACACCAAGUCGCCUCCGUUUGCCAUGUCGGAUGUGUACGCCGACAUGUCGAAAACGGUUCCGUGCGUGUUUAUUCUGUCAUCCGGGGCGGACCCGACCAGCAUUUUGCACCGGUUUGCACAGUCCAUGAACAAGGACGACCACCUCCACGUCGUGUCCCUCGGCCAAGGCCAGGGCGUGGUGGCGAGUGCGUUGAUCGACCGGUGCUCUCAAUCUGGCGACUGGGUGCUACUGCAAAACUGCCACUUGGCCAAAUCGUGGAUGCCCGCCUUGGAGAAGAUCCUCCAGGGGCUUCGACUCGACCCGUCCGACGUCAACGACGCCUUCCGCCUCUUCGUCACGUCCUUUCCCGCGUCCUACUUUCCGAUUUCGAUCUUACAGUCUAGCGUCAAGAUCACCAACGAGCCGCCCAAAGGCCUCAAGCCCAACCUUCUGCGGUCGUUCGAGAUGGUUAUCACAGACGACGCCCUCAGUCAAUGCGCCAAACCCGCGUGGAAGCAGCUCGUGUUCGGCUUGUGCUUCUUCCACGCGGUGCUCCAGGAGCGCUCCAAGUUUGGGCCCAUGGGGUGGACCCUUCCCUAUCACUUCAACGACUCGGACCUGGAGACGGCACUGUCGGUCCUCCGGACGUUUCUCAACGAGAACGACCACAUUCCGUGGGAAGCGCUACAUUAUGUGACAGGGGAAAUCAACUACGGCGGCCGCGUCACAGACGAGUUCGAUAGACGGUGCCUGGUCACCAACCUGCAGCGGUUCUACUCGCCCGUGAUCUUAGACGACAAUGGUCCCGCUAGGUUCUUUACUCGUUCGUCGGAGCUGUACUUUGCCCCAACACAGUGUCACACAGCGGUGGCCUUCCGUGACUUUAUAGAGCUGUUGCCGUCGCAUGACACGCCCGACCUGUUUGGGCUCCACGAGAACGCCAAUAUUGUCUUCCAGACCCACGAAACCAACGCCUUGUUCGUCACAGCCCUGGACCUGCAGUCCAGAGGAGCAACUUCAGCGUCGUCAGUCUCCCUAGUCGAAGACACCGGCGACGCCGCAGUGCUCCAAAUCGCCGCUCAAGUGGACAGCCUCCUCCCAGCAUUGCUCGGAAACGAACUUACUCCUCAAAGUGGGCUCGUGGUGGACUCGCUCGCGACGGUGCUCGGGCAGGAAAUGGUCAAGUUUAACACCCUUCUUCGGGUGGUGCAGGUGUCCAUAACGCAGCUGCAGCUGGCCGUCAAAGGCGUCGUGACCAUGAGUGAAGGACUGGACUCGACGUACAAGAGCCUACUUCUACAGCAAGUUCCUCCAGAAUGGCACAAGGUGGGCUUUGCCUCGUUGAAGCCCCUCGCGGCGUGGCUCGUGGACGUCGUGGACCGCGUCGAGUUCUUCCGCCAGUGGCUGCAGAACGGGUCGCCGCCCCCGACGUUUCCGUUGCCGUACUUUUUCUUCCCCCAGGGGUUUCUCACGAGCUUGCUCCAGAACCACGCCCGAAAGCACGUGUUGCCGAUCAACACUCUCGAGUUUACCUUUGAAGUGGACCCGGCCGACUUGGCAGUAGUCGACGGCGCCAUCGUCACGGGCCUGUUCCUGGAAGGCGGGCGGUGGGACAACCAACGCAAGCUGCUCUGUGAUGCCAACCCGAAUGAAAUGCUGUCGGUGCUGCCCCCCGUCCACUUUUUGCCGUACGUUGUCACAUCCGGGGACGCUCAGAGCGCUGGUCCGAGGUACGAGUGCCCCGUGUACAAGACCACCGCGAGGCGAGGUACGCUGUCCACCACGGGCAUCUCGUCCAACUUCGUCAUCUCCGUUCAUCUCCCGUGCGAACAUUCCGCCGCCUACUGGGUCCUCAAUGGCACAGCGCUUAUUGGAAACCUCAACCAGUAA
Molecule: messenger RNA, 12669 nt
Organism: Aphanomyces astaci
Lineage: Eukaryota; Oomycota; Saprolegniomycetes; Saprolegniales; Verrucalvaceae
Exons: 23
Coding region: 19-12669 (4216 amino acids)
Biological process (GO): microtubule-based movement
Cellular component (GO): dynein complex
Molecular function (GO): ATP binding; minus-end-directed microtubule motor activity; dynein intermediate chain binding
Source: RefSeq, a predicted model, not a curated record